AUGAACAUCUCCGGGCCAAAACUAGUCAAAAACAUGACCAAGUGGCUAUCAACCCGCGACAGCAUCCCGCUAGAUCUCCCCGGCGGGCCGCUCCCCGUCACCGCGAGUACCGGGUACCCGGCUACGCUGGUCAUUCUGCAUGAUGAGCUUGAAGCGCCACUGGGGAAGGUGCGGGUGAAGAGGGGCGGGCCUGAGAGUGCGAGUUUGAGAGGGCAUAGAGGGUUGAUUAGUGUGCUGGAGACGUUGAGGGGGAAGGGGCUGUUUCCCGCGAAGGGCAAGAUGGGAUCGGCGCCGGUGCUUGGGAAGAAGCGUGGGAAGGGGGGAGGAGGGGUUGCCGAGGGAUUUGGAUGUUUUGAGGGUGGGCAUUGGGAUUGGGAGGCCGGUGGGCAGGGAGAAGGAUGCCGUUGCGGAUUACGUGUUGACGGAGAUGGAGGGGAGGGAGUUGGAGGCUGUUUCGAGGGCGGCGGAGAGUGUGGUGGAUGUUUUGGAGGAGGAGAUGUGUCGGGUUGCGUCGUGAGGGAGGGAGAUUUAUCCUUGCAGGAUCUAGAGCAUGUGUAUAUGGGAGGCUGUGCGGUUAUGAUUGUAUUAUAUGACUUAUAUAGAGAGGGCUACAGCCCAUGUACGAUGGACGACAUGAGCCCGGUUUGA
Penicillium cataractarum is the source of this 648-nucleotide messenger RNA. RefSeq lists its product as uncharacterized. Lineage: Eukaryota; Fungi; Ascomycota; Eurotiomycetes; Eurotiales; Aspergillaceae. Bases 1 to 648 code for a protein of 215 amino acids. The record is from RefSeq and is a predicted model, not a curated record. The transcript has a single exon. Gene Ontology annotation, molecular function: peptidyl-tRNA hydrolase activity.